AGCAGCAUCAGUAGCAUUUAAACUGUUUUUAUUUCAAAGGAUAUAUUAGUCAAGAAAAAAUAAACUCCUUCAGCAAUUGUUAAAAAGUAAUAAAAAUACGAUUUAAAAUGCAAUUUAAAGUUUUUGUAAUGAUCCUGAUAGCUGGAACCGCUAUCGCAAGUACACAUGUGAAUGUUUCGUUCUCUCAACAUUCAAGUUCUGGCUCCACUGAACUACGAAAUGAUCAUGUUCAACUUAAACCAUCCGACUCCUUUGAACAAUUUAAUAACAACGAUCAAAAUGGCCGCUUUGCUAGAAUUCAAUUGGAUGAUAAAAAGGCCAACGUUGAUAUAAAAAGUAAUGCAAAAGUAGUCUCAGCUGCAAAAGCAAAUCACGAAUCUACGGCAGACUACCGUUCAGAACAUGCACAAAAUGAAGGAGCAUCUGGAUAUUUCGGAUCCCAAGCACAAAACCAACAAAGAGGGUUUUACAUUUCUAAUCACGGAAACAGCAAUGGUCAGUUUAGAAAUAUAAGUCCCCAGGAUAAGCAAAAUAUGGAGUUUGAACGUUACAUUCAAAAUUAUCAUAGUGGACCAACCGUAGAAACCGUGUAUGAGUCGGGAAAAUCAGAAAUGCAACAUACUUUGUCUACUUCAGCCGAUCACGAAGGAAAACCACGUGUUUCAAAGUUUGAGCGGUUGGUUGCUGGAUCUACUAAAUCCGACAAUGUUCAAUCUCCCUCUGAUGAAAUUAAACCAAUAGUUAACCAUCAGCCAGUUACAUCAAGCCACUCUGCCUCAGUGUCUUCAAUAUCAUCAUCAACAUCGCCUUCAUUAUCGCCAUCUGUUCCGAGUGUAGCAGUGAGUUCUACGAAUGGUAACAAUUUUAAAGUAAACCUUAACCAAAAACCAGCUCUAGUUGGCAAAGAUGGUUUUAAUUUCGAUCUUAGUUAUAAUAAACCAAAUUACAACGAUCCCGGUUUCAAAUACAAUGAAGGAAAUUCUGACGCCCAUUUCUAUAAUCAAUUUCCACCCUCAGUAGAAGAACCUCAAGGCGGUUAUGGCCAGAAUUAUGGCAAUAUCUAUAAUAGGCAACAAGUCGCAGAUGGAUAUAAUCCAGUUGAACAGAGACCUGUUGUCACAAAAACUAUACAAAUUGCACAACCCGCAAUCAAAGCUAAAAAGUAUGAGGUUCGUCAUCCCGCUAUUCAAAAAGAGUUUUAUGAUAUUGAGGAACGUGUUGUAAUUAAGCCUGCUGGCACUGUAGUUGUGGAGCUAGAGAGACCGUCUGCUAAAAUCCUUAAAGAAGAGACAACUUUACCUCUGGGCCUCCCUCAUCCAGCUGUGGCCUCAGCAUACACGCCCAACCGAAAUACCCCAACAUUUAGCAACAUUAUUUACAGCAAUGCUGGAUCAUCAUCGAAUCAUCCAAAUAACCAAUAUAUCCCCCAACAGACUUACAACAACGAUAACAUGCCUGAUCAUUUAUCGAGUGGAUCUGUUGUACAAUCUUCUCCCAAUUAUGAUCAAAACUCGAAAGAUGUUAUUUCAGAAUCAAAACAAAGUAAAGAAUAUACUGAAAAUCGUUUUCCUGCACCAACAACAGCAACUGUGCCCAAGCCACAUAAUAGAGAAAUCGUAGUCGUAACAGACGGGCAUGGAAAUCAACGUCAAAUGACAACUGAUCAAUUCACUUAUUCACGCGAUGAAACUGACCAAGCCCCUUCAAGACCGGCUUACAAUCACAGAAGUUCAUUUGCAUAUGAUAAUGGACGCACUAGUGGCCAAGCUAAUUUAUCUCCCCAACGAUCUGGUUUCCAGGCUAAUCUGGAUAACAGGAAUGGUUUCACUUUUGACGCUGAGUAUAUUAAUAACUCUGGUAAUACUAAUUUGCGGAAUGAAAACAAACCAGCGCGAUUACAAGAGGCAUCCGCUAGAGUGAUAGAACAUAAGCAACAACCACAACCCAUAAUAAAACAUGAACAUAAAAUUGUGUUGUCACCUAGUCAACAUAAUAUUUAUCUAAGUCGUAAUCAAGAGGUGCCCCAAACUAAAUUCAUUGAAGAAACAGCUCAAGUACGAGAAAUUAAGCCACAGCUGCAAAAUCAUAGACCUGGUGUAGUGUACGCUUCGGCUAAUCAUGCAGCUGAAGUGAAAUAUGUGCAAAAAACAGAAUAUCAGCCCCAAGCCAGCGUGUCAUCCCAAGUUGUACAACAUCGUAAUUUAGCAAAAACUAAUCUAUCAGAUGGUCCAAUUAAUCGAGUGCAAUACAGUGCUCCAUAUGCUCAGAUGCGACACAACUCAGAUGAAGAACAAUAUAACAAUCAACAGGAGCACAAACAUCAACUUCAAACGCAAAAAGUUGUAGCUCAUGAGAACAAAUCUGCAAAAUUAAUCGCUGAAGAUACCCCUGUAAAAGAUGAAAAGAAAACAUCAAUGGACAAUACAAUGGAAAAGGAUGCUCCUCAGGCACAUAUCGAAAUUAAAAUCCCCCAUUCGUCACAUGAUUCAAAUAAAGCUAUAGUUGUUAAUUCUAAAAUAAGACCCAUGAUGAUGGACGAUGAUAGUGACCAAACUCACCAUUCCAAAUUGGAAAUUUCUGUAACAAAUAAAGGAGAAUCUCAGAAACACCACCAACAACAAACAUCGAAAGACGAAUUCGACUACAACGACCAAAAGGAUAUUGAGGACAAUAAAAAUGAUAGUGACAUCGACAGUGAACAUUUAUCUAAUUUAAAAUCAAAGCCUGACUGUGAUCAAUCCUCUACAACAGAGGAAAAGGGAAAUUACGAAGUUUCUCCCGAUUACAAUAAUUAUAGACAACAAAAAUUCAUGCGUAUUGUAGAUGGAUCGAAUUCUGCUUCCACGCAAACUGCUAACGAAGCUUCAUCUACCAGCGAAUCUGAAGCUGUUAAGACAAACAAUCAACAUCACAAUGUAGAAGAAAAUACAAAAAGUACUAGUGGUCACGUGAGUCCACCAGGAUCCCGUGUCAUUGCAGCCACACCACCUCUCAAAGAAUCAACUCCCAGCGAAAGUUUCCAUAAGCGUCGUAUUGUUGUAAAUCAUCCUUUCCAGACCGUACGCGAAGUUGUCGAACACGAACCCUACACUAAUUAUCACGAAGUGCAAGUAAGUGAACCAGCUACGCCUGCCCUCUAUCACUCUGCUAACUAUUACCAACCCCAUGGAUCUUAUCGUCAAUCUAGAAAUUGAAAAGUUUAUUAAAUAUUGCGAAUAAUAUGAACGUGCUGGUUAAAUUUUAAUUUCUGUUAC
Messenger RNA from Lucilia sericata (common green bottle fly), 3254 nucleotides. RefSeq lists its product as uncharacterized. Bases 108 to 3194 code for a protein of 1028 amino acids. Lineage: Eukaryota; Metazoa; Arthropoda; Insecta; Diptera; Calliphoridae. The transcript is spliced from 2 exons. The record is from RefSeq and is a predicted model, not a curated record.